AUGGCCGUUUCAGUGAAUGUUACCUUUCAACAAGCUAAUGGCGUGUUACGGAAAUAUGAGAAGCCGAGGAUUGAAAAACAACCAGUCAACAAGUACAGAUUUGUGGGACAGGCUGCAUCACUGUGUUGUUACGCUAAAGGUUUUCCGGCCGUGAUGAAAUACUCGUGGUCAAAGAACGGAACUGAAAUAGCACACAACUUGAACACUGGAAAUCUCCGGUUGACCAACCUACAGAAAUCGGAUCAGGGGAUGUACGCAUGUACAGCAGAAUCUGUUGCUGGUAUCGUCAAAUCAGAAAGUGUGCAAGUCAGCGUAAAAGAUAUAUCAAAGGACACUUGUGAUCGUAAUCCUGUACCAAAAACAGAAAGGUUACCCGCUGGAUGUUUUGCUUCAGUCAACGGCGCCAAGGAAAAUGAAGUAGAUAUCGGAGAAUGCGUUCAACUUCCGUGCAUCACAUCGACAGACAUUGAUAACGGGACAUGUGACGAAUGGUGGCCGUCAAAAUGCUGCAAUGUUGAAACAGUGGAUAGAAUCGAAGUUACAUGCAAAAACUUUUCAUUUACAUUAAAUACAGUCAAAACGUGCGGUUGCAGCUUCGGAACACUUGUGACUCGAAUCACAGCGUUUGCCUAUGGCAUGAAAAAUGGGACACAGGUGCCAUUCCAAAGAGGAAAGGUUUUUGUUGAUGGUAGAAAACUAGUAUAUUCAAGUUCUACCGGAAUGAUAUCGCUAAACGUUCCGUUCGAAAAGACUGAAAUAACCCUGUCGUUUCAGGAGGAUAUUAAAGGAGAAUUUUUGGACUCAAUUAAAACAUUGAAGAUAACUCCUGGGAAAACCAUGACCGUAAACAUUAUUUUACCAAUACGCCCUAUUCCAACAAACUUUAAUACUAGAUUGGGACUCAGCAUACCCCUGAAUAAUUUAGACGGUGACGAUGAAGUUGCAACAAUUUCUAUUCCGUCAGACUCGAUAUUGGACAAGGAUGGAAAUAAAUUUGAAGGCGCAGCGAAUGCUUUUGUUAAUUUCAUGGAUCCAAGAAAACUUGAGGACCUACAGUCUGCAGAUGGACAAUUUACUACGCUAGAUGAUAACGGAAACGCAGCACCACUUGAGACUUUCGGCAUGUUUCGAAUGCACUUCGAGGAUAAUUCGGGGAGCGAGUUGUACCUUUCGGGACCAAUAACUACACAAAUGGAUGCCAGUUUAUUCAAUAUCUCACAAGACAAGGACGGUAAUCCCGAUUUAUCUAUGUGGCAUCUUGAUCCAAACACUGGAAAAUGGGUAGAACAGGGAACAUUCCGUUAUGUCCAUCCCCAAGGGAAGCGAAGAUUAUUACAAAAUGUAGCACAAAUGAUAGAAGGAACAAUAAACCCGAGUAGCAUUACUCGGAUAGAUCUGACAGAGGAAUUGAUAACAACUAGGACAAUAAGACGUCCCAUCUACUCCAACUGUGAUAGAAGCGUCCUUGUUGGUUAUUCUUACAGCAGAUACUUACAGAGGAAUCCGCCAACACCUAAAGCCGAUGCCUGCUUCGUUAGGGUCCGGACAUACACUGACUUCUCACAAAGCAGUCACCUACAAGGCGUCAUGGUUACUGCUGUAACUAAGGAACUAUCUGGGUCCCGUUUCAAAGGAAUAAGUAGGGUAGCAACUGAUGGGAACGGUAUUGCAUGUUUAGAAAUAUUUUGCAAUUCUUGGGUAUAUCUCUACGCUACGUAUUCAACUCAGAUGUAUGCUUCUGACCAACAUAGUCUGCCAAAUAACUACCUUUUCCAGAAUAUUCAAAACUUAACGCAAGUGAAGUUCGUUUCCAAUAACCCGUACAUUAAUCAGGUUGGCAGCGACAAAAUGUACAGCCCCGUGUAUGAUUUCUAUAAACAGCAACAAUGCAAAACCCCUUCUUUCUCAGACGGAUUUUUUCAAUUCGCUCCAAUAAAGAAGGAAAACAAACUCGAUCCAACACUUGGGAAUAUAAACAUCUACAACAAGAGAAUGUCCUGGUAUACACGACCUGUUGGGGAUCCACUACAUAAAUCAUGCUUUAUCAAGUUAAAUAUUAAGUCUUCAUUUGAUAGUUUUGACAUCAUCAGCAAGAGCUUCCUUCAAGACAACUCUUCUAAACGUGAGGUGUACGGGACCUACUUUACAUCUCCCUACUGGGACGAGUCUACAGACAACCGGUACUCCAAGGCGGCCUGUAUUGAGUUCAGAUGUCCCGGACUGGUUGUAGACGGAGCAACAACAACACAGAAUGUACCAACGUUAGUGCUUAUCCAUGUAGCGAGUACACAAGACGCACGAUGUACGAUGGAUCCAAGUCCUGCCGUUAAAGUUGUUUCGAAUGGGUUUGGUAAUUUCCAAUUUCUAGUUGACCCAACCGAUCGGUACGGUGAAAAAUAUGGUGUUUUCAUGAGAGCAGGGAAUGCUGGAUACGUGAAACAGAAAUGUGAGAGCGGAUCUUUAUCUGGAAGUAGAACUGUAUCUACGAUGAAACCGGACAAGAACCCGGCCUUCAAGCUGACAUGCAUAUAA
Messenger RNA from Mizuhopecten yessoensis (Yesso scallop), 2532 nucleotides. Its product is annotated as cartilage intermediate layer protein 1-like. The record is from RefSeq and is a predicted model, not a curated record. Bases 1 to 2532 code for a protein of 843 amino acids. The transcript has 6 exons. Lineage: Eukaryota; Metazoa; Mollusca; Bivalvia; Pectinida; Pectinidae.